GGAGAAGCAAGGCAAACAACUUAGCAAAUCGAAGCCAAAAGGCAAACAGCUGGGCGCUGUCGCCUGUCAGAACACAAGACGAGAAGGGGAGGAUCCAGGGCAGGCGCCAGUGUAUUACGUAUAUUUCCUGCACUACCGUGACCUUCUGUAAUUCCCACCAGACCACUGAGAUGAAGGUUGCAAAGUGUCCUGCAGAAGAGCUCUCUUUUACGAACUGUGUUAUUGUUAAUGAAAAAGAUUUCUCCCCUUCAGAUCAGUAUGUGAAAGUGAAGGGUGGUGACGGAACACACAUCUAUACCAUCAUUCGGCACCAAGGAGUUCUACCUGGCUAUGUGGGAUUCAAUGCCAUCCAGCGGAAACAUGCCUUGCUUUCACUAGACCAAGAGAUCAUAGUUGAGCCUUAUUAUCCAAGUCCUCACCGAGAUUUGAUUGGAACAUUGGUACUGGAGAUGGACUUCUUACAGAAGAGGAAUAUGCAAGCUGAGACUUUCAACACUGAUAACUUGGCAAAGUGCAUAAUUGAACAGUUCAGCAGACAGUGCUUCACUCUUGGGAUGCCAAUGGUUCUAAAGUUCCAGGAUAGGAAAGCUCUUUCUAUAAUUCCUAAGGAAUUGGAAGCUGCUGAUCCAGAGGCUCUAGUAUCUGGAAGAAAAACUGAACCAAGGAAGAUGGACUUUGGAGUCCUGCAGCCAAAUUCUACUGUAAUCUUUGAGAAGGCUCCAACCUCCAUCCUCAUACUGACAGGCAAAGCAAAGGCCCGAUCAUCGCACACCAGUCUCUUCUCAGCCGACUGGGACUUCCACAAAAUGGGCAUUGGUGGUUUAGAUGAAGAAUUUAUCCAUAUCCUCAGAAGAGCUUUUGCCUCCAGAGUCUUUCCACCAGAAGUUACAGAACAGUUGGGGGUUAAUCAUGUCAAGGGUCUUCUGCUAUAUGGACCUCCAGGUACUGGCAAGACCUUAAUGGCCCGCCAGAUUGGAAAGAUGCUUAAUGCUCGAGAACCAAAGAUCAUCAACGGUCCUGAGAUUCUAGACAAGUAUGUGGGAGAGUCUGAAGCCAAUGUGCGCCGCCUCUUUGCUGAGGCUGAAGAAGAAGAGAAGCGCAUGGGUCCCAAUUCUGGUCUUCACAUUAUCAUCUUUGAUGAGAUUGAUGCCAUUUGCAAACAGAGAGGUUCAGUUGCUGGCAACACUGGUGUCAAUGACACUGUGGUCAACCAGCUUUUGUCCAAGAUUGAUGGUGUAGAGCAACUCAAUAACAUUCUAGUCAUUGGCAUGACCAACAGAAAGGACAUGAUAGAUGAGGCUCUGCUGAGGCCUGGCAGACUGGAGAUCCAAGUAGAAAUUGGUCUUCCUGAUGAACAGGGACGAGUUGACAUUCUCAAGAUCAAAACUGCAAAAAUGAAAGAGCACAACAAACUGGAUCGUGAUGUUGACCUUGCAGAGGUUGCCUCCUUGACAAAAAAUUUUUCAGGAGCAGAACUUGAGGGUCUUGUGAAGGCUUCCUCAUCCUCGGCCUUGAAGCGCUACAUUCACCUGGGAAACAAAAUUGAGGUGGAUCCUAAUGCCAUUGACAAAAUAAAAGUUACUCGAGCAGAUUUCAUCUACUCCCUUGAAAAUGACUUAAAGCCUGCUUUUGGCACCAGUGAAGAAGAUCUGUCAAAGUUUAUUGAGAGAGGAAUCAUUAAUUGGGGAGCAACCAGAGAAUUGGUAGAAAAGGGACUGAUGUUUGUAAAGCAAGCAAGGUCACCUGAAACUAGCAGUCGCCUCUGUAUAUUACUUGAAGGGGCACCAACUGCAGGUACUUCUGCAUUAGCAGCUUAUUUGUGCAAAAAUUCUAAUUUCCCCUUUAUAAAAGUUAUUAAUUCUCGAGAUAUGGUUGGUUUCAUGGAGGCUUCCAAGUGUUUAAGAAUAAAAAAAAUUUUUGAUGAUGCAUACCGCUCUGAACUAAGUUGCAUUUUCAUGAAUGAUCUUGAACACUUGAUGGGAUAUUCACCCAUUGGCCCAAGGUACCAGUCCAUUGUUCUGGAUGCCAUGUACUCUCUUCUGUCAGCCUCCCCUCCUCCAGGCCGUAAAUUACUUGUCAUCUGCACAUCUAAACGUCGCUCAGUACUGGAAGAACUGGGUCUCCUUUCAGCCUUUACAGCUGUCAUCAGGGUUCCUUAUAUUGCACAUGUGGAAGAUGUUAGACUUGUGCUAGAGGAAUCACAAGCAAUGAGUCCAGAUGAGAUUGCAGCUGUGGUAAAGGAAGUUGGACAGGGAAGAGUAUUUAUAGGUGUAAAGAAGUUGUUGGGACUGUUAGAUGCCUUGCGUGUGAUGAAGGGAGUACCUUCCAGCCAGAGAGUGGCUGCUUUUGUUAAUUUGCUGGAAGACGAGGGUGUGCUGACUCGAAGAUUAUAGUCACGAUCAAAUGCUUUUUCUAAGGAAAUACAAGAAAAGAGCAAUAUACAUUAGAAUGCAUAAUGAGGAAUCAUGGAAAUGAAGUGCAAGUAUAAUGUAUUAGUUGUUGCAAAUCAAAAGAAUUGUGUUGUUUCAAAUUUUAUUUAUUUUUUCAUAUGGUCAUUGUUAUUCAUUCCAUUUUCUACAUUUGCAGAAUUUAUAUCUUAUAAAAUUCCUGGCUUUAUUUUUAAGUUCUCCAUCUAUAAUAAUCAAGUUACUUAUUGACAGUAAUAAGUUCUAUCCUCUAAGAUUAAAAUUUUCCAAGAAUGCAUGUACUCGCAAAGUAAAAAUAAUAGAUUAUGUAGAUUAACAUGUUAAAAAAAGUAAAAACAUAGGUAACAAUGUGGAUCUUUUGAUUAAAGAGACAUGCUGACAGCAAGAUUAUUGCUCUGCACAUAUCUAACAUCUUUCAAUGUAUUAUCAACAUGCCUUUCAAGUUUCUGCAGUUUAUCAGUUAAACUAUAUUGAAAAUAUUAGUCCAAAUGACCUCACUAUAACAUCAGUUUUCUUUGAAAGUUUCUCUGAAAAAUAGAGUGAAGUGCUUUUACAGUUAGCAUACUAACUUGUAUGAAGAAUAGUAAAUUAAAGCCAGGUACUUUACAAAUUAGUUAAUGCUAUAUAAUAUUAACAGAGUUUUCACUUGUAGAUUGGUACAAGAUUUUAUCAAGUCUGCAAUUUUGCAUUUGUACAAUUUAUUUUUCCAAAUGCAAAAAAGUGCUUAGUUACAAACUAUCAUUGAUUUUAUUUAUUAUUUAAAUAUAUUUACAACCUAUAUUUUAUCAUUCAUCCCUACAGUGAAACCUUGGUUCUUGAACUUAAUUGAUUCUUGAAUAUCUUUCAAAAAAAAAAAAAAAAAAAAGUUUGGUAUAUUAUUUGCUCUGUUGAAAUCAAUAUAAAAUGGAUUAGUGUAUUCCCAUACACCUGUCUAUCUUGUCUUAGCAGUUAAUGACAGGCAUUCCCAUUGUCAAAGUGGCUGCUUUCCAGAGUCAAAACAUGAUACUGCACUGGAUAUGCAUGAAUGUGUCAGCCAAAUUUAAUGCAACAAUAAUAUAUUUUUUCACUGAGAUUGAAGCACAGCAUUGGUGCAUGUGAUUGAGCUUUUACUGUAUUACCUAAAAUGUGUCUCUCCUCCAAAUACAUUAUAAAAAUAAAGGAAAUAUCUAUGGAAACUAUAAAUUAGUAAUAAAUUAUUUGUUUGCUUUGUCUUUUAGUAUUUCAAAUAAAGUAACUUUGUUUGAGAACUGAACUAUUGUACAGCAACUAUACCAAUUAUGAGUUCAAAAUUUUGUUAAAAAACUGAUUUGUUCAGUAAGAGCUUCAACUGUUCUAAAUACCUCCAUAAGAUAUGGCUCACAGUGUACCUCAAUUUGCUGGAAGGGUAAAGGUUAGAAGGAUGCCUAGUGAGUUGGAGGCAAGAACAAACAUGCAUGAUCUAAUUUGGGUUGUCAUAUCAGAUGUGGGUAGCAAGUUCCCUCCAUGUGUCAAUUAAAAUCAUUCAGUGGAUUGCAAGAUGCCAGGUGAUAUGCACCUGCACUAGCUCAGGCAAGAAUAUUAUGGAAGGAUAUGGCAGCAUAUUGUACAUGCUAGCUUUCAUUUUCCUGAAUUCAUUAUGUCUUUCUUAUUGCCUGUUAAGUCAUGUAUCCAACAAGAACUGCUGACAUCCAGAAUAUCUAAUUUCAGAGAUAGUCUUAGAAGCAAUUUUCUUGAGAAUUUUGACAGUGACAUUAAUUGCUUCAAAGAGCUGUGACUAGCACCUAAACAAUGACUGACUACUUGAGCAUUUUUUCCUUCUUCUGAUGUGGACAUUGCAUCACUUGCCUCUAGCUGCUAAGCAUCCUGCUACCCUCUACCUUCCCAGCAAAUUGCUUGCAGUGUUGCUAUACCCUAAAGGAAGUACCUGAGGUAAGAUGAACUCUGAUUUAGAUAUUUCAACUAUGUUGUUAGUUAAACAAAAAGAGCAUGUUCAAUCAUGCAGAUCAUUGCAUAUGAUGUGAGACUUAUUACUGUAUUCACCAUAUGAUUCCAUUUCUAUUUAACAUGGCGUACAAAUAAAGUAAUUUAUCCAUU
Portunus trituberculatus (swimming crab) is the source of this 4499-nucleotide messenger RNA. RefSeq names its product vesicle-fusing ATPase 1-like. Gene Ontology annotation, molecular function: ATP hydrolysis activity; ATP binding. The coding region runs from base 171 to 2393 and encodes 740 amino acids. Lineage: Eukaryota; Metazoa; Arthropoda; Malacostraca; Decapoda; Portunidae. The transcript has 8 exons. Gene Ontology annotation, cellular component: Golgi stack. Gene Ontology annotation, biological process: Golgi to plasma membrane protein transport; SNARE complex disassembly; intra-Golgi vesicle-mediated transport. The record is from RefSeq and is a predicted model, not a curated record.